Messenger RNA from Aspergillus saccharolyticus JOP 1030-1, 2631 nucleotides. Its product is annotated as sterol homeostasis protein ARV1. Gene Ontology annotation, biological process: intracellular sterol transport. The transcript is spliced from 7 exons. Gene Ontology annotation, cellular component: cytoplasm. NCBI's taxonomy places the organism in Eukaryota, Fungi, Ascomycota, Eurotiomycetes, Eurotiales, Aspergillaceae. The record is from RefSeq and is a predicted model, not a curated record. Bases 1 to 2631 code for a protein of 876 amino acids. Gene Ontology annotation, molecular function: oxidoreductase activity.
AUGACAAAUCCAAUCCCCAUCGAGAAUAGCAUGUCUUCCUUUUGGCGGUCGGAGCCUGAUCCUUUGGACAAUCAUCGUUCCACUGAGUUCCUGCCUGAAACCUGCGACAUUGUUAUCAUUGGAGCAGGUUAUGCCGGAGCAUCGACCGCUUAUCAUUGCCUGGACCGCGCAGCAGCCAAGGGAACAGUGCCCCCAUCUAUCGUCAUUCUUGAAGCACGACAGGCUUGUUCGGGGGCUACAGGACGCAAUGGCGGCCAUCUCAAACCUGAUGUAUACAGCCGGGUCGGCAACCUGGCCAAUGAGUACGGGGUCGAGGCAGCGGCCGAAGUGGCGGCAUUCGAGAUGGAACAUGUCUCUGCGGUGCAGGCAUUAGUAGAGAAGGAGAAGAUUGACUGCGACAUGGAGGUGGAUUACGUGUGCGAUGUGCAUUACGAUCCAACCCAACUCGCCAAGGUGAAGGCGGGUUUUGAUUCUCUGAUCGCUAAGAGGGUCAAGACGGUAGAAGAUGUAAAGUUUACUGGACUUGAGGAUGCCGAAGCUGAAUCGGGUGUUAAAGGAGCCCGAGGCUGCUUUCGUCAACGCACCGGGCGACUCUGGCCGUACAAGCUCAUCAUGCACCUUCUCAAGCGUGCCAUUACUGCUGGGGUGAACCUUCAAACCAACACCCCUGUCCGGCACAUCUCUGAAACUCCGGAUGCUGAUGGGAGGUGGAAAGUCACCACUGACCGGGGCUCGAUCCGCACCCGAACGCUUAUAUUCGCGACCAAUGCAUACACCGCCGCUCUCGCACCGCAGUACAAGGACAAGAUCGUCCCGGUGCGAGGCUUCUGUAGCCGCAUCGUCGUUCCCAACCCGCCUGCUGUCCCCUUGGAACGUUCGUAUACUCUGCGCUUCAAUGCCUGGGACUACGACUACUUGAUACCACGUCCUGACGGGAGCAUCAUCGUGGGUGGCGCGAAGUCUGCCUUCUAUAAACAGGACAUCUCCAGUUGGUACCACAAUACUGACGAUAGUCGGGUCGUCGAGGAGACCGUGCAGUAUUUUAACAACUAUAUGCAACGUGUUUUCCAUGGCUGGGAGAACACUGGGGCGUAUACUGACCGGGUAUGGUCGGGAGUGAUGGGUUAUAGCAGUGAUGCUCUGCCGCAUGUUGGACAUGUGCCCGGGAAGCCUGGUCAGCUCGUGCUUGCUGGGUAUAGUGGUCAUGGUAUGCCGCAAAUUUUCUUAUCUGCGCGGGGGAUCGCACGCAUGGUUGUGGAUGGAGUGGCGUAUGAGGAGAGUGGAAUUCCACGGCUGUUCAAGACAACCCCAGAACGGCUGGCAAGUCGUCGGAAUGAUAUUCUGACGUAUCGGUUCGCCGACAAAUAUGUCGAGUAUGACUUUGUCGUGCUCUUCAUUGACCUUGUCUUGAUCAAACCACAGGUUUACCGUCAUCUGCUCUUUAACCGCUUAGGAGGCUAUGAUAAUCAAUUCGAUCGCUCAAUCAUCCGUCUCGGAAUCCUGCUGCUCCUAUUUGACGUCUAUCUCACCUGGGCUCGCAUCGAAAAAUCGCCCUCCAUCGUCGAUACUUUCCUCUGGCGCGCUCCUGUCAUCGUGCAAUACCUCUUCUUCCUCAGUCUGAACGCGCUUGCGACACUCGCUCACCAUCUUACCAUCCGUCUCCUUGCCUCAAUCCUCGCACCGACACCCCGGGGAUAUGCCGCAUCCACGCAGAAGAGCACUGCGAAUGCAAACAAUGGAGGAGCAGAGAUAACCCAUCCCUCCACUCCGGUGCUGCCGUCAUUUCCAUCCUCCCAGCUCUCCCCAACGAUAUCACCCGCACCCGCACCCGCAGCAACCCUUACCCUACCCAAGCUCGUCUCGCAAAGCUCAUCCUCCUCUCUUCCCGAUUCAACGACAACAGCUACCUCCUCCACCACUACCACCGGCACGGAGUCCCAAAUGCAGACCCCUGUCGCCCACUCCCCUCCGCCGCCGCUCCGCCGUUCCUCCACCACACCCACCCAGAACAUGACCAUGAACAUCCCUAUGGGGAUGAACAUCCAACCUCUACCCCCGCCCACCCCGGCAAGUCCCACAGCCAUUAGCACUGCCCUCCUCGUCAGCAGCUGCGCGAAGCUGUUCCCCAUCCUACUCGUAAUUUGGGGCCCUGACGGCAGCGGUAACGCAUUCACCACCACCACUGCCACUGCUUCGCACUAUACUACUGCUCAGAUUGGUAGCAGCAGCAGUGCCAAUCCCGGCCCUCAAACGGCCUUGUACAGCGUUCUCACUCCUGUCGCAACGAUCACGGGCGCCAUUGCAGCAGCUACGCACGAGCCCUCUACUUCCUCAGCCUCCAUGUCAACCUCAUCCUCGUCCUUGUCGCUCUCUUCCUCACUGCUAGAGAGCGUCAUUCGUGCACUGCCACAGUCCGUCUUCACGAGCCAUCUAGCCGGGUUCCUGGAGCUGAUGGGCUCGCUCCUCUCGCUCGGGGCGGCGGAUACGCAUCUCGUGCUGCUGAGCAACAUCGAGGCACUGUAUAUCUUGCUUGGAUGCGGGUACCUCCGGGCCGUGGCGUUGGCGGUGGCGGGCUUGGUGGCGCGGUGGUCAGUUCAGAGGGUGAUUUUGGGUCUAGUUGGGGUAGGUUAA